UUGUGAUAUGUACCAACCCAUUAAAAUCUCUCCAUUUUGCUGAACCAUUCUGCUAUUUGGCCACCAGAGGGCUUCAUUGUCUACUCUCCAGUCACAAAGGAUUCUGGGAUUGGAUUACUUCCUGAAUCAUGAUUCAAAGCUGCAAGUGUUUUAUCGAAGGGGUAGUAGACUAGUUGACUGUUCUCCCAGCAGAGGUGGUACAAUAAGAUAGAGCUGUACCUCUUCACAUUCUGUUAAUUGAUGAAUGGUUUGUUUGUUUCCAAACAUGGUCUGAGGCUAUGACAGCAGGUAGGAGGAAGGUAUAUCUGUCUGCAGACCUGUGUUUGUGACUGUGUGCCUUUUAUUAGCUAUUUUUAAUGGUAACCCUCCUAACUGUUUAUUAAUAUUAUAAAUAUGAUUACCCAGAUUUGCAUAAAAUGCCAGCCUUGUCUGGCACAACCUGGUACACAGUAAAAAUUCUAAAUGUGGAACAGUCCCAUAAUGUCUUGCAUGUUCAGAGACCCAGGUUAAAAUGAAGAAAUGGUCAUUAUUAUUAUUAUUAUUAUAAUUAUUUCUGCUGUUGCUCAACUCAUUUUAGUAAGUGUUUCCAUAAUAUUUAAUGGAUUUAAGGAAGCGUUAUUAUUUCUAUAGUGCCAGUUUAUAACACAGCACUGUAAGAUAGAUGUGCAGGAACAGAAGGUACUAGGGAGGACCCUGAUCGAAUAAAGCGUAUAUUUAAAGCAGAAAUUGCAAACUUUGCACCCCAUGCCCCAGCCAGAUGUUGAUGGCCUACAACUCCCAGAAUUCUUUGAAUGCAAGAGACGGCCAAAGAAUUAUGGGAGUUUUUGUUAUGCAACAUCUGUGAUGCUGGAUUUUGCCGUCCAUUUCAGAAAUGCCAAUAAAAAAAAUGUUCGUUUUGUCUUUUAGGUUGUACCAGUGAGAAGAUGAUCUAAAUAAUGCAAUUCAUUCAACAAGAUUGUGACCACACAAAAUGGAGUCGGCUAAGCGCGUUCUUGUUUAUCUGAGUAAGGAGCGUUCUUUGCUGCAAUGUGCAAAGUUCGUCCAGGUGCGUAACACUCUUUCUUCUGACCGUAUGCUCUAUCGAGAUACACUUUUUAGCUAAUCUGUGCUAUCCUUGCUGUGGGCUUACAGAGGAAGCCGGGAAGUGCCAGAGAUUGCCUUGGCGCGAUGCCAGGAUAAGUUGCUUAACAAAAAUAACAAACAAACAAAAAAGCUAAAAUAAUUAUCGGUGGGUAAUUUUGAUAUUGUCACGGUUCUUUUGUAACUUCUACGCAUUCUGAAUCUGGGAGAAGUAAUGUUUAAUUUUUUUUUUUCAAUGAAGAACGCUGCUAGAGGCAGGGUAUGAUCUAUGAUAUCUGGGUGACGUCCCACAGUAGCGUAGAUGUUUUGUGUUUAGACAGUAUUAUUGUUUACUAAACGACCACAUGAAGUGUUUCUGUAUUUCAGAGCAUAACGGGGUACUACUCAGGGGGUCAGCAGAACAAGGUGUAUGUACAUUGUGGACUGGAGCAGAACCAGUUCAUUAUAUCGGAUCAGCAAUUCAGCAACUCCAUUAGCGUUCAGUUAAAGGUAGGUAAAUCAUGAAACUAAUCACCGUACCACCGGUGUCCAUGCCCAAGGCAGAACUUUGACUUUUUUUCAAUAUGGAAGAAGCCAUGAUUUCCUUCCGUGGAUCAUCAUAAUGGUUGUGCUUUGUAGAUUUCAUGGCACAGAUCACCGUGCAUAUUACUGUGACACACGGCUGAGAGCACUGGUUUAUUUCUUAACACUAUAUUGAACAAGGACAGCACUUACUAGCCAGCAGAACUUGUAGCAUUAAGGAGCAGCCCUGUGCCACCAAGUAACUAUGAAGUAGAGCCCUAUGCCUAUUGGUGUAUUGUGCUCAGAAACAUACCAGCACUGUUGAACCUGUGCAUUUGUUUAACCAAUAACUUAUAACUGAUAUUGCUGCAUUCUAUUUCCAUUGUGAUUCUGAUACUGUGUAUAAAUUAAUUUUUUAUACACUUGUUCUUGUUCCAAACUGUGAGCAUUUGGAACAGUUUUAUUGGGGGCACCCAACGACUUUUUUACAUUAGUUAUAUUAGGAGUAUUUGGCAUGGAAGAAUAGUAAAGAUCGAAAUGUAAGGUAAAGGAAUAUAAAACCUCACCCUAUUACGGGUUCUUGCAUACUUCACCUCCUCAAUAUACUAUUCUUUUUAUCAUUCAGCUCAUCUUUAUACUAUUUUAAGUCCUACUGCCUUUUUUUUUUUCUUCUAGAGUCCAGCCUUCUGUCCAAUCAGGAACAUCAGCUCAUCGCAAGCUGCAUCACUUCCUCAGGAAGUUCGGAAUCGAGGUGUGGACGUUGGGGUCGCUGUGCUUCUUCAGUCUGUCAAUCAGAAAGUUCUUUUAACUAGAAGAACCAAGAACCUGUCCAUCUUUCCUAAUGUCUGGGUUCCUCCAGGUAUCUACAGUCUAAGAUUUCUGAUUGACGUCUAUACGAAAGAAUGUUGACAUUUCUCUGUGGGAGAAACAAAGAUUUCUGUGCCGUCAUGUUUGAUGUUGAAUUUGUCCAUAUGUUCUCUCAUUUAAAAAAAAAAAAAGUAUUUAUAUAUUUAUUUUUUUAGGGGGUCACAUCGAGUCAGGGGAGCAGGUGAGUGGACAAUGAAUCUGAUGUGCUAUAUCAGUGGAAUUAUAGUUUUCAUAACUACCACACAUAGAAUACAGAUUUUCACUUGUAAAACGCUAUAAAGCAGUCAUCUCCAUAAAUUAGCCCCAUAAAAGUCGAUCUAGCAUUGUCCCACCUCUGCAGGAGCCUAUGUCAUGUUUUUUAUGUCCGUCUGUCUGUCGACAGCUCCUUGAAGCAGGACUAAGAGAGCUGCAGGAAGAGACCGGCUUGCAGAUCCACACUGAGAGCAUCUCCUGGAGCAUGCUGGGACUCUGGGAGGUAAGGUUAACUAUUAGUGUUCCAUUUUGUAAUGUUCAAAUUAUAUAGCUUUAACUCGGGCUACAUUUAUGUUGUGUUUACAUUACUUUUUAUUAAGUGUUUAGUUUUCAGAUACCAACGUCCUAGCAUGUUCAGCACCGAUCCAAUAGUGGUUAAUUUGUUUUAAACCAUCUUGCUUUUCUAGCAGACAUCGUGUGAUGUACUAUGUGCCAGCAUUGCUUGUGAUGUGAAUUAUAAAGGUGAAGAACUUUAAUUUAAGUUCGAACCAGUUGCUUAACCACAUUAUAGUAUGCCUCAAACAGGUCAAUUCAUGCUCUAAUGUCCUAUUUUCUCCCCACAGUCUGCAUUCCCUCCCUUGCUGAGUCAAGGACUACCUAGUCGCCACCACAUUGUGGUUUACCUCCUAGUUCUAUCCAACGAGACACACCAAGAACUGCAGGUACGUUUGCCAACACCUUCCCCUUGCGUUCCAAAGCUUAAAGGACAACUGUCACCUCAAAAAUAUUUUUUUCAUAUAAUAUUCCUUUCAUCAUGUUGUGAAAGGAAAUAUAAAUAUAUAUUUAAUGAAAUCUGUAAAAAAAAAAAAAAGUUAGAAAAACUCCUCCCUACCUAUAGUAUAUGACAGGAUCCUUCAGCCAUAUACAUACAUAUUUUCAAACACUGCCUGACCCAAGGUGCAUGUAACCAUACCAUAGAGACUGUCUGAUUUCAUAACUGUCUGACCCAAGGUGCAUGUAACCGUACCAUAGAGACUGUCUGAUUUCAAACACUGCCUGACCCAUGGUGCAUGUAACCGUACCAUAGAGACUGUCUGAUUUCAAACACUGUCUGACCCAAGGUGCAUGUAACCGUACCAUAGAGACUGUCUGAUAUCAAACACUGCCUGACCCAAGGUGCAUGUAACCGUACCAUAGAGACUGUCUGAUUUCAAACUGGUGCAUGUAACCGUACCAUAGAGACUGUCUGAUUUCAUACACUGCCUGACCCAAGGUGCAUGUAACCGUACCAUAGAGACUGUCUGAUUUCAAACACUGCCUGACCCAAGGUGCAUGUAACCAUACCAUAGAGACUGUCUGAUUCAAAACACUGCCUGACCCAAGGUGCAUGUAACCGUACCAUAGAGACUGUCUGAUAUCAAACACUGCCUGACCCAUGGUGCAUGUUACCAUACCAUAGAGACUGUCUGAUAUCAAACACUGCCUGACCCAAGGUGCAUGUAACUGUACCAUAGAGACUGUCUGAUUUCAUACACUGCCUGACCCAAGGUGCAUGUAACCGUACCAUAGAGACUGUCUGAUAUCAAACACUGCCUGACCCAUGGUGCAUGUUACCAUACCAUAGAGACUGUCUGAUAUCAAACACUGCCUGACCCAAGGUACAUGUAACCAUACCAUAGAGACUGUCUGAUUUCAUACACUGCCUGACCCAAGGUGCAUGUAACCAUACCAUAGAGACUGUCUGAUUUCAAACACUGCUUGACCCAAGGUACAUGUAACCAUACCAUAGAGACUGUCUGAUUUCAUACACUGCCUGACCCAAGGUGCAUGUAACUGUACCAUAGAGACUGUCUGAUUUCAAACACUGUCUGACCCAAGGUGCAUGUAACCGUACCAUAGAGACUGUCUGAUUCAAAACACUGCCUGACCCAAGGUGCAUGUAACCGUACCAUAGAGACUGUCUGAUAUCAAACACUGUCUGACCCAAGGUGCAUGUAACCGUACCAUAGAGACUGUCUGAUUUCAAACACUGCCUGACCCAAGGUGCAUGUAACCGUACCAUAGAGACUGUCUGAUUCCAAACACUGCCUGACCCAAGGUGCAUGUAACCGUACCAUAGAGACUGUCUGAUAUCAAACACUGUCUGACCCAAGGUGCAUGUAACCAUACCAUAGAGACUGUCUGAUAUCAAACACUGCCUGACCCAAGGUGCAUGUAACCAUACCAUAGAGACUGUCUGAUAUCAAACACUGCUUGACCCAAGGUACAUGUAACCAUACCAUAGAGACUGUCUGAUUUCAUACACUGCCUGACCCAAGGUGCAUGUAACUGUACCAUAGAGACUGUCUGAUUUCAAACACUGUCUGACCCAAGGUGCAUGUAACCGUACCAUAGAGACUGUCUGAUUUCAUACACUGCCUGACCCAAGGUGCAUGUAACCGUACCAUAGAGACUGUCUGAUUUCAAACACUGUCUGACCCAAGGUGCAUGUAACCGUACCAUAGAGACUGUCUGAUUUCAAACACUGUCUGACCCAAGGUGCAUGUAACCGUACCAUAGAGACUGUCUGAUAUCAAACACUGCCUGACCCAAGGUACAUGUAACUGUACCAUAGAGACUGUCUGAUUUCAUACACUGCCUGACCCAUGGUGCAUGUUACCAUACCAUAGAGACUGUCUGAUUUCAAACACUGCCUGACCCAUGGUGCAUGUAACCAUACCAUAGAGACUGUCUGAUAUCAAACACUGUCUGACCCAAGGUGCAUGUAACCGUACCAUAGAGACUGUCUGAUAUCAAACACUGCCUGACCCAAGGUACAUGUAACCAUACCGUAGAGACUGUUGGAUUUCAAACAUUGACCCAAGAUGACUGUAUGUGGCAGAAUGAUUGAGUAACUUAGAAUACCUGUGCCUCUGAACAGAAAUCUUAUUAAAGCAUUACUGUCUGUUCUAGAGUAUUUUGAAAAGAAUAAAAUAUUUAUCCAAGAUGUAAAAGAUUUACAUCCUGUCAUAUACUAAAGAUAGGCAUGAGUUUUUCAAAUUUUCUUACAUACACUUUAAUUAAAAUAUAUAUUUCCUUUUAAAACUUGAUGAAAGUAUUUUAUUAAAAAUUUGUUUCGAGGUGACAGUUGUCCACGAUUGCCAAGCACUGCUUUAAGCUGUAAACACUGAAUCAGUACUGCUAUGUGCUUGAUUUAGAUGGGGGGUAUAUCCACUUAUAGCUAAGCUGUACAAAAUACACCAAAAUCAUAGAAUUCUUAAGAUUCAAUGUGGCCCCAUUUGGCACGGUUUGCCUGCACACAACAUGAUGCAAUAUAUAAAUGAGAUGGUGAAUUAUGGCUCAUCUCCCACCAAUUAGACCGGGAUGCUAAGAUUGAAACCCAUGGAAACUCAAGAGGAUAUUUGAGGAUGAGAAAGGUUCAAUCGAUAGGUGAAACAAAAAAUGUCCACUUCGGAAAGUGGGGAGGGGUUUGGCCAUUCAGGGCACGCAAACCAACACUACAGUAAUCCCUUCAAAUCAAGCCUACAGAUUACCCAGCUUGCUUACAUUGUAGGAAAAGAUGUCUCCAGAAGAGCAGGAAGUGAGCGCUUGUGUAUGGCUGGAUCCCUACCUGGCAGAACAUAUUGUUGCAACAGAGGAUGGAGAAGAGGAUUCUGGGAAGGAUAUGUCAGACCUGCCAGCCACAAUCAGGUAAACUAUAGUAUUAUUUGAAGGACCCAUAAAAUAGUAAUCUCAUGCCAAAUUAGAGGGAUUUUAUUUUGUUACAAUUGUAAUCAAGAGCAGGGUUAUUCUGUAAAGUAAGAAUUGUUGGGAAUUUCAAGUUAAGGCCAAAGUUUUGGCCAUAUGUUUGAAAUUCACUUUGAAUGUCGGACAUUUCUCACUUUCAUAAAUAACCCCGGAAGUUUAAUGUUUUUUUUAAAUAUAAAACACAGAUUAUGCAAAAGUAUAACAUGACUCAUACCAUAUAUAAAUACCGUAUUUCAGAACUGUGGUGUUGUGUUUAGGCCAUUCAAAAUGUUAAAUUAUUUAUAGCUUUUAUUUCUUUGUUGUAUACACAUAUUUCUGUUUUGUUUUUUGGUAAAUUAUAACUCAUGCCAAAGCCAGUUCCUGUCCCAGUUUCCUGUGAACAAGAGAUCAUCAGAACUAAAGUUUGAAAUCGAACGACUCACCCCAGCAUACCAUUCUAGUUGCUAUUACCUACAAAAUAAAAAAACACAACUAAAUGAGUACAAAUCCUAAUACAUAGUCAUACACAAUCGAGAUAGCAUGUAUGUAAAGGCACAUAUAUACCUAGUAUUGUCAAACUGUAACAAAUCAUAUUUUGAAAAGCAUAAAAUAUUUAUCCAAGACUGAAAAGAUUUACAUACAACAAAGUGGGGAUUACUUUGUCUUCUGUAUACGUUGGCGAAAUAUGUCCAUCAGCCAUCACUCACGACAGAUGGGGUGGGAAAAGCACCUUUUUGUAGGACGUGCAAUAUGUUCCUGCCAUUGCACAUGUUUAAGAUUAUCUCUCGUAGAGUCUGUUUUGUAUUAUUACUCAUGCAUGAGAGUACAGGAUGAUACGGCUUCUGUUGAAAUUUAAGUGUGAUCACAUAAGUUUACAUUAAAAAAUAUCUAUCUGAAUCACCACCUUGUGACACAUAAUUACAUUUUAUUGGUGUGACUUCUGGUACAGAAAUGGGGUGUUAACAGGAGGGAGAGCAUCAGGGAACUACACCUCCACAUUUGUACCCGAUUUUCUUUUACCCCCUGAUGUGUCUUGAAAUGCAGACCUCACAAAUGAUUGUCCCAGUUUUUAAAACAGGUUAAAAUGAUAAGUAUAACCCUGGUGACUUUCAUAUCAGUCACAAUCCGUAUUCCUUACUAUUUUGAGGAACUCCGUAGAAAACUGAAAUUAAAAUAUGUUGUACAUUGUGUGCCCCACUGAUUAAAGGUAAUUCAUGUUUUAUGUCUUUUGUCACUUCCCACCCCGUUCAGUUUUUUCUUUUUCAUAUUAACAGAAUGAUCUAUAAAUGUCAACCAACCAGAGACAUUGUCUAAUUGAAUGUCAUCUUCUCGUUAACAGCAUCACAGAAGUAAAGGCUGGUUCUCUGACACAGGUAGAUAGCACUGUGGAAACAUUCCUGAACCGGGCACCGUCUGACGGGGCAGAUAUAGAACGCGUCAGCACUGGCACCAAAUAUUCUCUGAGAUUGUGGCUGUACACACUAUCAAAACAACGUUAAAGGAGUAUGUUCAGUGAGAAUACUACUGCACAAAAGCAUAUUCCUUUGCAAGGCAACAACUUCAAUAAAUGUUUACCAAGCCAAUAAGUUAUAAGUAGUGGUUUAGACAAAGGACAUGAAAAAGUUUGAACAAAUAAAAUGUUUUAUUUACGUUACCACAUUUUGUUUAUUUCUUUCUUUUUCUGAUGGAAGAAUUUUUACGGAAAUAAAUCCUACCACUAAGUUUUCUUUUUGCUUAGGAGUAAAAACCAGAGAGCCAAAAUACAGAUAACACUAUAUAUAUUUACAUACAUAAAUAUGUGCAACAAAAAUGUCAUCAUCCUACAGCCUUAAUCUAUCUUACGCCGCGGGGACCUGGAAUAUAUGCGAUGUCUCUUUCUGAUGCUGAAAGAGACGGUACCUUCAGAUUACAAAUAGAGGCGGGUAGGACUUGUAAAUAUUAAAAGGUAGAUAAAUAUUUUUGUGUAAAAAAAAAAAAAAGCAACUGAAAAUAUAUAAAUGUAUAUUUGCAUCAAUCUCUGUACAAUUUUUGUGUAAAUACAUUUAGAAGGAAGAAAUCAUUAGGAAACAAAUGGUUUAUAUACAUUAGAACCAUACUUAUUAAUUACAAAAUUGCAGGAACAAGGGUCAAAGAUGGAAGUCAGGAAGGACACGACAGACCUGUUUCAGUUUUGAUAUUUCAUAUGCCAAUCCGUAUCCUGUGUUUGGUUUUAAGAAAUGUUAAAUUAUUAGCGUGAAAGUAUUUUCGGAUCAUAUGUUGAUUGGUUUUCAGGUUAUGGUUGAAAGCAUUGUUAGUGAAUAGCUCUAUCCGUUGCAGGAUGCAGGUUUCGUAUUCUCUGUACAUGUUGUAAGAGUAGGCUGGAAGCUGUGUCUUAAAAUCCUGUAGUUUAAUUUGUGAAUAGGAAAAUCAAAAGUCUCAAGAGCUGUGCUGCGAUCAAAACACACGUUGAAACAGGACUAUUUCUAUAGCUGCCAAAACCAGACCUAUAGGUGGAAGCCAUUACAAUCACGUGACUUGAGAUGUUUAUCACUUUUAUACAUUUGUUUUUGAAAAACCGGGAAGUAUCUGAUAAUGAAAGGAGUACUUUUCUUCCAUAUGAUGAUGAUUAUUAUUAUAAUUUCUGGUGGUUAAGCCUUGUUAAAAGAGAUACGCAGAACUUAGGGCUCAUGGGAGGAGAAAAAAAAAAAAAGCAUUUUUUAUUUUUUUUUAUAAGGAUCAAAUUAUUAAUGUUCUAUGCCUCCUUUUAAAGUUGAUCAAUAAAGUCAAUACAAUAAGAUAAAAGGUUUUUUUCGUAAAUUUGUCCCUUUAAUGGUAUAGAGGCUCAAAAAAUAAAAAGGCCAAAAAUCUAAUAUUCAGUUAUGCUGACCAUCGUUUUUAAUCAUCCCAACUCAGUCACCUGUUUACUAAAGUAAAUUUCACAUCGUAGGCCGCAACAGCUAAACUUCAAACACCGCUGACGUGUAGUUUUUUUUAUAUAUGGCAGUUUUGCCCUACUAUAUGCAAAUCACUGAGUUCCCAACAAUUCACACAUUAGGACCUAACCGGGACGAGUUUAAGCUGCUAUUGUGUUCUUUUGUUUUGGUUGUUCAAAUAGUCUGAGGAUAUAUAUAUAUCCCUUAAGGAUUUCUAAUCGGUGUCUUUCAUAACACGUUGGUGAGACUGUACACUAUGUGACUUGCCUCGAUGCCACUCUAUUCGUUUGUAGACUCUGACCACAGACUCAGAGAGGUAGGAAGUUCUGCAAUAUUCUGUUAUGCAGACAUACAAUAAUCAAGAUUCUAAAUUAUUAAGCAAAUUAUAGCUCUUUGCUUUCCUGUAUACCUGCUCUGAAAUGCUCUCAAAACAUACUUUAAUAUUACCCAUGAUUAAUGAAUGAACCAAGGAUAUGCAAUAGAUUGUCUUUUUUAAGUGUGCUCCAAUCACUUGGACCAAAGGACACCAUUUAAAAGGGCGGUGCUAUUAAACCCCCCAUAUAAAUUGUACUCUGAAAUAUCUGUGCUUUAUUCUGUCACUGGACUUUUGAUUGACAGAUGAAAGCUAACCUGAAUUGAAAGGAAAUGUUUUUUUGUGGGAUUUCACACACCAUUUAAAAGUCAGAGGGUGAAUUAUAUGGGGUGAUGGAACACUGAAGUGACAUGUGCUUUAUUUUUCUGUAACAAUAUGAGGAAUUCCUGUACAUUCUCAAAAUGUCCUUUUGGAAGAUAGCUCAGCUCUGGCACUGAAAUGCCAUACAAGAUGGUAGCCACACAGGAUUCUGCCAAAUAAAAACAGAUAAAGAUCCAUAAGCCACAUUAAGGCUACAAAAUGACUGAAGCUGUAGUAAAUAUAAUGCUGUGUUUUCAGAGCCAGGUAUAUCACCAGCCAUUCCUCAAUAAUGUAGCCGAGCAUGUAGGUGCCAUACCAUGAGAGGGUAAGGAAGGCAUGGAUUUCGAGCCCUGGUUGGCACAUCCUUUCUGUUAGACUCUUUCAACCUACUUUCUGUCCAUUCUCCCUUUCACACGAAAAGAUUCAGUCCAAAGAUAUGAUGUCAGACCGGCACCCUGGUAGUGUGGAGGUGGCACUUUGGGGCCCGCUGUGAUUCUCCCUCAGAGUGCUGGUGGAUACAAUGCUGCUUAUUCGGCUAGCACUGCUGGGAGGCCCAUGAGAGCUUGUGAUGGCCUGUGUCAGGGGGCUCAUGUAGUGGGUGGGGGUUCUGUACUGAAAGAAAUGGCUUAGCGCAUCUUGUUCAUCCAACGAUGUGAUGACAGAGGGACUGUAAUGCUGAGAGGGAAAGACACAAAAUAUAAGCAGAAUGAAGUGGGCAUUAAAAGAUCUGUGAGCAAACAGAGCUGAGUCAUCUUUCUGGAGAAAUGAUCACAAGGAUUUCUUAACAGAGUUCUUUAAACAGUUGGCCGUUAAU
Molecule: messenger RNA, 10765 nt
Organism: Pelobates cultripes (western spadefoot toad)
Lineage: Eukaryota; Metazoa; Chordata; Amphibia; Anura; Pelobatidae
Source: the annotation of a GenBank genome assembly